AUAAAAGACGGCCCCGUUACACGUACACAGCUAUCUUAGUCUUUCUCUGCUGUGUUGUUUGCACACGUUAACAGCUGCAGUUACUCUAAGCAUUUUGGAAUAAGUCACUGGAAACAAAAAGGAUAGUUGCGACGGUAAGAGGAGAAGAAAAAAAUUGUCAUCGUUUUGCGUAAUAACGGUUAUAUAAUGACCUUAUCAUGAAUUUUACUUUAAAAAAUCGGGAAGAAAAUGGUCUUAAUAACGUAUGAGAAUUCAACGAAAAAUCAACACACCAUUUCAUAACAUUUUAAGACCUUUAGGAACCGCCUUCCCCCUCCGAACAUCAAAUGAUUUCAAUCUCGCAGUGGCUGAAGUUCCGCACGAAGAACUGCCAAAAAAUCCAUUUUCAAUUAUCAUUUUGUAACUAAGAUAAACAAACAAUCGAACUGAGGAAGCUGCCAUCAAACUAGCGGUGAUUUUAUGACUCAGAAACGCUUGUCAUGGGUCGCCUCACGUACUGCGUGGGCGAAAUGGCGCACGUGGGUGGAUUACACGACGUAUAGCAGUUCUAACUAAGCAGGUCUUUUUCUUGCAGAAAGAAGAAUGAUUCUAAAAAACGAAGCACAGACAAAAACAAUCCAACAAACAGGGGAGAUUGCGCAGUUUUUACAGGUAAGAAAAGCCGAUUUGUCUGUCAUAAGCCGGGUAUUAGCUUUGAUACAUGCCUUUGGUCAUCUUAGACGUUAAGUCUGUUCAUUGAAUGUCUUCACAACAUCACUUUACAAUUUGCAGUAUGCUGAUCAUAUCAAUAUGUUUUUGUAUUGCUCAACAAAAAUCAACGCCACUCUAUUUGUACAUGUGUUCGUGCGUUUUUCUUUUUAGGCUGCAAAAAAUGUAUUAAGAAAACAUAGAGUAAAGUAAGACUCAGGGGAGAUAUUACGGGAGUGAAGAAACUUUGCUCGGAUCCUUGAAACAAGCUAGUAGGAGGAUUUCUUAUCCCACCCUUGCUUGGGCAGCUAAGAUAUAUCAGAUAAUAAUUUAUGAGAGGUAUUUCAUUUCAUUCUUAGGCCACUCCAAGACCAUGCAUAGCUCUGAAAAUUAAAGUUUUGAGGGCCAGGAAUGUCACGCAAGGGUGGUACGAUUGGAGUAAGUAGAACAGAUUUGAUUUUUUACUGUGUAACCAGGUACACAUUUUUUUUUCUUUAAAACCAAACAACACCAACAUCUUCUUUGAAAACAGGCUUACAACUAGUCAAUACAGUCAAUAUGAAGAGAGCCAUUUUUGGAGCUGAAGUUUUGGUAGCUGAAUCAGUUUAGACAACAGAAAGCUCUCUCUUACCGCCGGAUUUAAAUUUUCCACAUAAUUCUACCGCCGUCACAUUCAACUUAUAAACUCAAAUGCGUUCCUUGGCUCUCUCUUGUCAGUGAUCCCGUCCCUACCCUCCGAGGAGAGAUUUCUUAAUCUGGCAUAGUCGUUCGCAUGGCGUGUCAGUCGCGUAGUUGGCGUAAACAAACCAAUUACGCGACACACCAAAGAGAACGACUUUACAAAUGCUAAAAGCCAUGCCAGAAAGAAAUCUCUACUCGCCCGCAGGGUACCCUGUCUCAUCUGUUGCCGGCUCAAUCUCCCUCUAGAGGUUUGGAAGUACCCUGGGAGCCAGACACUCUUCUAGCGCGGUUUCCGGUUUCUGUCAAGUCUUUAUAGUGACCCGAAGAUGUGUCGGCCUUCGGCCAAGACCGAACAUUUCCGCCGCACGCGAGAAAAACCUCCGGUACCCAGGGUAGUUUGGAAGAGACUAAGAACGAGGCUGUUUAAAUCUAUUGAUUCGUCUCUCUUUUUUACGCUGCUAAUGUAGGACGUUAUAUCAUCAUUCCUUGGUUAAUCAAUUCCUACAUAUUCAAGACUCAAUUUUGUGUGCUUUUGCAGUCGACACCCCAGAUCCAUAUUUGAAGAUGCAGAUUCCUACAUCUGCUGAAAUUGUUAAAAGAACCAAAUGUGUGUCAAACAACAAGAAUCCUGAAUGGCACGAAGAACCUUUUGUAUUCCACAUCGAUCCUGAAGAAAACAACGUCUUAGGUUUGUUAAAAUAACCACUUACUGGCUCUAACUUUCUAUCAUACAAUAAUAACAUAUAAUAACAUAAAAGAAACAAAAGACGAAGAAAAAUUCGCCGGACAAUCCAGUCUUGGAAUCAGACGUGAUGAGAAACGUUCUUUUUUCUUGCCACGCCCUUCUGUCGAAAAAAGUUCCAGUUCUUUCGAGUUCCAGUUCUUUCGAUCGUUAUCAGGAGAAGACAUGUCGAGCCAUUUUUCUUGUUCUGUUGUAGAAUUAACUUUGUGGGAUGAAGACUACAACGAUGAUGAUCAAAUUGGACUAGCAGUUUGUUUGCCUUUGAAAAACUUGCAACUCGAUAAACCAGAGCACAGAACCCUUAAAUUUGGAGAGGUAAGUACAACAACUCAUGAAAUUAAGCGACGCCCCUGUGUGGAGAAGGUUGAUAACUCAUACGUAAAAUAAGAUUGAGAAAAUUCGAACUACGUGUGAUGUUCUUAAUUUACCCUCGAUCAAUAAUUGUAUUGCUCUGGUCAAGUGCUGUUAACAACCAAGCACUCGACCUCGUUGUCUAACCUAACUACUAAAUAAUCAUCCAGGAAAGUUUUCUUGGUACAUUUUUUACUACAUGCAGUGCGAAAUAAACGUUGUUGGUGUUGCUGUAUUCCACAACUACCUACUUACAAAAUUAGUCUUUUUUGUAUAUGUUUUAGCAUUCAGAGGUAGACAUCAUCCUGGAAGCUUCUGACGUGUAAGUUUGGGACAUUUCUCACUAUUUUCUUGUGAAUGCAUUAAAAAUUUUCUUGCUUCCUUUGUUAUAUUAACUUUUAAAUAUUUAACUUUUCAGUCCUGAGAAGCAAUCAGACCUUCGGCACAGCUCGGAGCUCUGCGAUGAAGAGAAAGGAUUUCGAGAAAAGAGAAAAGCUACUGUUUUUGAAGCGAUGAAAAAGCUCCUAGGGGAACGUGGCCCUCAGAACAUGGACGAGGUAGGAGGAGUAUUUGAGCAAUUUAGUCUUAACCGAUCCGCCAAGAUUAUAGCUCGGUUUUCAGUCUCGUUGAACGGGUUCACAACCAGAGAAUUGCAGUUGAUGAUCUAUGUAAUACUCAUAAACAUCAGUUUACCAAGCUCGCUUAUAUAUUUUUUCCCAGAAAGUUUUGAUCAGUACUAGCAUUAAUGAGGAGUGUGGUGGCGAAGGGGUUUUGUGAAAACUGCAGUGGUGUAAUUAGUACGUUGUUUUGUUGUACUCAGGUUCCAACGAUCGCAGUUCUUGGAUCUGGGGGAGGUUACCGAGCUACCACAGGCUUCAGUGCCGCCUGCAGGGCCCUGGAAGAAUUGGGCCUUUUAGAUUGUGUGACGUACCUCACUGGGUUAUCUGGUUCUGCUUGGUAAGUGAUUCUCUCAGAAGCAUGCGCUCGUCAACGUCAUAGGUUCCCUGGCGAACCGAGAUAGAAAGUCGAAGAAAAAUAGAGAGAAAAUGGAGACAGAAAACUGCUAAAACAGGGUAUUUGACUAACAGGAGAAACAAGACUGAACAAAAUCGCAUCUGUCCAAAAUAUAUGUCCCAAGAUCGUGCAAAGCGAAGCUCAUUGCAAAAGCGUGUAUGCUGUUGGUAUCAAGUAUGGUCAUAUAUCAAGUAUGGUCACAGGUAACCCAAGAAAGUUCGGUCGCAUGAGUACAGCACCUAACAGAAGACCUGAAAAGUUCGCUUAUGAAGAAAGUAAAAACUUCCAUAACAACUAAUGAAAAAAGAGACACAUCAGUUGGAUAGCAAAGCGACAAAAUGUCAUUAAGACAGAAAAAGGGAAUACCACAUCCUCAACCCUGCUGUACCUGCUAUAUGAAGGUCUUUCGCAUCCUUUCAUGCUACCGUAACUAAAGGAAUUUCUUUUAAUUCCUUAGGGGACUUUCUCUAUUAUACUCGCAAACUGCCGGCGACAAAAUCGACCCUAAGGAGACCCAAAAGAAUAUCAGGGAACAGCUUCAGUGGGGGCCUUUGUGGCUUCUUACCCCCAGGAGAGUGAUGCAUUACGUGAAGGAUAUCACUGAGAAAUGGAAGAAAGGACAGCCCGUAAGUCUGACGGAUUUUUAUGGCCACUGCGUUGGAGAGAGCCUACUGGGCCCGGUGAGUCUUGCCUCAAAUUUCUGUAAAACCUCAAUCAGCUCUCGAGUUUCCACCAUAAGGAACAUGAGUAUUUAUAGGGCAUACUGGAACAUAAAGAACACGCGAAAAAGAAGCACGUUCUAAGGCUUUUACUGCGAUAUCACGUUACUACUCGGUAAAGCUAGCCGCCUUCUGCUAUACGAGGCCGUCUUUGUAACGCUUUUAAGUCGCCUUCGAAACCAAUUCAUGAUAUGAGCUUUUAACCCUUUCACUCUUAGAAGUGCGAAAAGCUUAUUAAAUUGAGCGAAGAAGCACACAUUUCAUUUCGUAAAUUAUGAAAUAAGCUGUACUUUGCAAACUUUCUAACCAAGUUUCAGUUCAUACCAACACCUUAGGGUUUCGUUCACAGAUUCGAAAGGUAGACUAACAAAUAAUGUUGCCACAACUUGGUCUAGGGCUUAAAGGGGUUAAAAGAAAGUAUUAAUAAUGUGAGGUUUUGUUUCACAGAAAAAGGACAAAGUAAAGUUAAGCCAACAGCAGGAGAAAGUAAGUGAAGGCGCGGUUCCUAUGCCGAUAUACACCGCAAUCAACUCCAGGCGAGAUGUGUCAGCACAGUGGUUUGCAGGUAAAUUGUGUUUUACAGGAAAUCCAAGAUAUAUUUACCAAUAUACAUCAAACCAUAUUACGUUUGUUUAACAGUUUCUGCUCUAUUGUGCUUCAGAAUGGGUUGAAUUUACUCCUUAUGAGAUCGGUAUGGACAAGUAUGGCACAUUCAUGAAGACAGAAUUGUUUGGAAGCAAAUUCUUUUGCGGAAAACUUGUUGAGAAAUUUCCAGAAUUUCCGCUGUAUUACCUUCAAGGUUUGUUAUAAAUGUGUUCUUAAGUAACUUACAAAAAUGCUUUUACUUUCAGUUAUUUUCUUGCAACUAAUUUGAGAUCCACUGUUCACUCUUUAAUUCAGGAAUCUGGGGUAGUUUUUACGCUAUACUGUUGCAGCGAGUCUUGAAAGAAGAAGGAAAGUUGAAAGCGAUAAAAGAAAGUGACGACGAACAGCAACUGUUAGGUAAAGUAAUAAACAUUAUUCCAGUUCAAAUGAAGAAAUGCCGACCUACUCAGUGCAGAGAAACACAUUGAAGUUGCAGUUCUAGUAAAACUGAAAACAUUUUGAUGCCUUGGACCAGAAUUGAUCUAUCAUUCAUGCCCCUUGCUACUGGCAAGAUACGAUUCCCUACUAACCAACUGAGCCAAGCUCUAUUUACAAACUGUUAAUAGUAGUGUGAGAAAAAGAUUGCCCAAACUGUUUCUAACGGAAUUUCCUUACACAUAAUCUGCUCAAAAUAGCCACUAUGAGGCAUUUGGCGAUUAGAAGUUAUCUCUAAUUAAUUUUCCCUUCUUUUCUUUUUCAGAAAAACAGUUUCUCCCAAAAGACAACGACCAAACGGACAAUUAUGUUGACGAUGACGAUGACGUCAUAGAGCUCCGAAAAACGAAAAAGAAAGAAGAGGUGGAAAGUGUUCUUAUGGAGAAACUUACAACUGCUAUGACAACAGAUGAAGAGACGCAGCUGGAUGGUAAAGCAACAAAAAAUCAGAAAUCAGAGAAAAAAGAAUUUCGCAAGAAAGUCCUGGACUAUGUGCUGGAAAAGCUGCCAGGCCUGGAGAGUCGAUCGAAGAGAGCUGGGCUGGUUCAUAAUUUUCUUCGAGGCCUGAGACUCAGUUCACCACAAGGUAUUUGUCCUUAUCCAUGAUCCUCCAUAAAAUAUCCAGCCCUUACUAUAUUCCCCUUUCUUGUGUUCAUUAGGAGAUGCCCUCUUAAUACAGUUCAUUUUACACGAAACGUGCGAGGAAACGCUUGGGAUUUACUGACACCCGUGUGCGCGCAACACAUAUCACUGGCGCUUUUUACUAUAUAGAGGAUUCACUGACGCCUAAUACAGGAUACACUGGAGCUUGAUACAGGAUUCACUGGCGCUUGAUACAAGAUUCUCUGGCGCUUCGUAAAAGAUUUACUAGUGCUUGAUUCAGGAGUCCUGGCGCCUAAUACAGGAUUCCCUGGCGCUUGUAUAAGAUUCAGUGCCGCGCUUAAUACAUUCAGAUUAAUUCACUAUCAUUUACUCGAGCAACUUACUAACCUAAAUUUCAAUUUCUUUGCAGUGACAACAGAUGGCACUCCUCCACAAUGCAGCGAAUGCUUGGAAGUAGACAAUACAAAAAGAAGGCGAAUGGAGCUUAUAGAUGCGGGACUUAUGUUCAAUUCUCCCUACCCACCCCUCCUCCGAAAAGAGAGAACUGUUGAUGUUAUCUUGUCAUUUGACUUCAGCGCCCGCGAGGCGGACGAGGAAAGACCUUUUAAGGUAAAAUGGAGCACGUGACGUCCUGAGACUUCUCUGUUUGUAAUGACUAAACUCUGUAAAACUGGUUCAUUUAAUGUGAACACAACACGAGGUUCCCUUCUUUUAUAACAAGGGUAUUCGAAUAAGAACUAACAGAUUUCGACAAAAAUCUUGCUAAUUCGUGCUUCACUUCUAUUUAGUCAUUAAAGCAUUUUAUUUAGAGUGAAAUAAAAACACUUUUAUUUAGUAGAAGAGAAGCCAACAAAAAGUUUAGCAGGUUACGUUUAAUUUGAAAUUUUGUACUAAAUCACUGCGCAUUUGGUUCUUUUAUAGAACAUUAAAUUAGCUGAAGCAUGGGCCAAGAGAAACGGUCUUCUUUUCCCGCCAAUUGAUGCGGACGAGCAGUUUGAUCGAGAGGGCUGGAAAGAGUGUUAUAUAUUCAAACAUCCGACCAACCCUGAAUGUCCCAUAGUGCUUCACUUUGUUCUGGUGAACAAGACCUACAGAGAUUACAUUCGGCCAGGUGAGACCUUUACACGAUUACUCUUUCCGGUGUAAAUGUAUUGAAAAAGCCCCUCCAAAUGCGCCAAUCACAGACAGCUGUUGAAAGCCAACCAUUCAGAGCAUAGUAAGGCUAUCAGAGGACCUCAGCCGCGACUAAUGAAUACUAGCAGUAGGCAGUCGAUAUGUCGCGAUACAUCACAAGUGAAAAAAUGGAGAGAAAAACGAUAAUACUUCAUUAUUAUUGGACUUCAACACGAGGAAUGACUGUAACCUUUCUACGACAAUUCUGUAACGUUAUACAAAAUUAACUGUUAAGAAAUGUAUGGCGUCUAAACCUGAUCUUGGAAACAAAGUUUUCUAGCCUCGGCCACCCUUUUUCUGAAUCGGUCACGUGAUGUUAUUCGUCUCGGAUCGUACAGCAUCAAAUCAAAACCCUAUGCAACCGUUCAUUUUCACAUUCUUAAGUCAAAAUGUAGUAGGAAAAUGAUGUAAAGUACCUUAAUACCACAAAGCUCCACAACGAAGACGGGUAUGUUCUUUAGAACUAGUAAGAACUUCUUUCUUAAAUUUUAUUUUCUCUUCCCUUUUUAAAGGAAUCCCAAGAUUGUCAAAAGAGGAGAAGAAAGAUGGCAAUUUUCCAAUUUUCAAUGAUCCUGAUAAACGUUACAGCACAUUCAACUUAAAAUAUACUCAUGAGAUCUUCGAUCGGCUUAGUGGCUUAGUCGAGUUCAACACCGCUCUAAACGAACAGCUUAUCCGGGACACCAUAGCUGAGUGUGUACUAAGAAGGAGAGCACUUAACCAAUGAACAAAUAGCCCCUCCGACGUACCCGGAUGUGGAAGAAGAACCCGAAUAUUGAAGAAAUUUCUGCGUCAUGUUCAUAUGACGUUUUACAGUAAACAAAGGAAAGAGAAAAAAUGGACUCUGUUGCAAGCUAAUUAACGCGAAGAGAUUCGUAUGGAAUAGAUAGCUUAAGCAAAAUACAAUUGCCUCAUACACCACAGAGGAAUCCCGAUUUCUCAAAACUCUCGAUAAUUCAGACUAAUACUAACUUGCAUCCCUUCCCCCUUCCACCCUGUAAUUUUAUCCCCGAAUUUUCGAAUCAACUUCUUUUACUCGGGAGAUUGGAGGAAUCGCAAUUCAGCUGUAGUCAUUAUGAAAAUUUUUUAAACUAAUUUUUUAAACCAAGCCCCCUACCACUCCAAACCUGUUAAAUUAGCAGAUCUUCAAGUUUGAUUAAAAAAAAUUGAAAAGAGAAGGAAUCUCGAAGUGAAAAAAGAAAAAAGUAAACAUCAUAUAUAGCAGUAGCGGCUUGUUUCCCCUCAUUUCCUGCAUUGUAGUGAAGUUAACAAGAAAAUAUGUAUCUUUCCUCUGAAUUUCACUUGUUUUGUAAAGAUAGAAGUUAAUAUAUUUAUGCAUCAGAAAAUUAUAUAUGUACAUUGUAAAUAUUGAAAAUUAUCUGUUUAUUGCAAGAAAUCAAAUCAUGUAACACAUUUAAGUAAAAAGUAAAGUUGAAACAGAUGCUAUUAAAAUACCAGAUUAUUUUAUACCAGGUGAUACCUGUCGACUCAAGUGGUGAUUUGUAUAAUUUAUUCUUUAAGGUACUCGUAUAAGAGGGAAUAUCAAAAAUGACAAAUAUGAAAAAUAUUAUAUGCAGGCACUUCCAAAAAGAACUGUUUCCUAAACUUAAAUUUGCUUAUAACAAUAUAAAUUGGACAACAUAUAAUACGCCCUGUCAAAAAUCUACAAACUUUUCUCAUAGUGUAACAAUAUUAUUAC
Messenger RNA from Porites lobata, 8749 nucleotides. The record is from the annotation of a GenBank genome assembly. Lineage: Eukaryota; Metazoa; Cnidaria; Anthozoa; Scleractinia; Poritidae.